AAUUAAUGUAACGUUGUUUGAACGGAACUGAAAUUAACUUUUUUCUUUUUAAAAAGGUCUUAACUAAACUAGCUCCCACCAGUAACGCUGGCCAUUCCACUGCGCUCCAUGGAUCCUACGGCGCUGGUUAGAGAGUCUACUGCGCGUAUAGUACAGCGUGCCGGCCACGUAAGCAUUGACUCAGGAGCAGUGGGACGUCUCGCAGCGAAGCUGGUAAGUGUAUUACUACGGCAUACCAACAACUUCUCUUGACGAAUCGUAUUAUAUUUUUAUGUUUGAUAGAGUGCCAGACUAAGUGGGGAUGAGCACGGGGCGGUGACAUGGGACAGCGGCGAUUUCCACUACUUUGAGGACGUGACGCAGGACGGGCCUCUAACCUGUCAGUAUGUUUUUGUGCUGGAUGCCCUCAACUUUUGCUUCUGGCCUACCGAAAAGUAAGAGCUUUAUCGUUCCAGUCACAAAAACUUAGAGUUAUGGCGAUUGACUUUAGUUGAUGUGGCAGUAUGGAGUACGAACACUUGGCGAGGGGGCUCAAAACGGCGUUGCUGCGUGAUCCUCAUGCGCUGGAUGCCAAUAAUUUGGCGACUGUGGCCAAUGAAACAGUGGCGUCUUGGUUCCAUCCGUUCACACCACCACAAUUGGAUGAACGUCGGCGUAAGGUCCGAGAAGUGGGCGACGUGUUGCAGCAAUUCUUCGAUGGUCAGGCGCUGAACUUGAUCAAGAAAGCCAAUUUCUCGGCUGUUGAAGCUGUUCGCCUUGUGCUCGCAUAUUUCCCAGGCUUCCGAGACCACGCGGUGUAUAAAGGCGAGCAGGUGCAUUUCUACAAGCGUGCGCAGAUUUUGGUAGGCGACGUAUGGGCUGCUUACGGCCGUCGUACGUCGGGGAUUGCUUCUUUCCACGACAUCGGAAAACUAACUAUGUUCGCUGACUAUCGAGUGCCGCAAGUUCUACGUCCCGAGAGCGUGCUUGUUUAUUCAUCGGAGCUUGCUCAGCUCGUCGACAAUAAAGCUGAAAUCCCAGCUGGAAGUGAGAUGGAGCUGGAGAUCCGCGCUGCAACCAUCCAAGCGGUUGAGCUGAUCCACGAGCAAAUGAUCAUUAAAGGUCAUCACCUUGAGGUCAUUGAGCUCGACUGGCUGCUUUGGCAAAUUGGCGAAGACAACAAAGAGCACCUGCUGCCGUACCAUCGCACCUGGAGCAUUUACUACUAAAACCUCCACUGUAUAAAUCUAGAGCGUUUAAAACUGUCGAAUAAAAAGCGCAUGGAUGAGUUUGAAUCACAUCAAGCCGCAUGCAUUUAUCCUUUAUGCACU
Molecule: messenger RNA, 1310 nt
Organism: Phytophthora nicotianae INRA-310
Lineage: Eukaryota; Oomycota; Peronosporomycetes; Peronosporales; Peronosporaceae
Exons: 4
Coding region: 504-1208 (234 amino acids)
Source: RefSeq, a predicted model, not a curated record